This is a messenger RNA of Ochlerotatus camptorhynchus, 682 nucleotides long. RefSeq names its product NPC intracellular cholesterol transporter 2 homolog a-like. The coding region runs from base 79 to 567 and encodes 162 amino acids. The transcript has 2 exons. Gene Ontology annotation, biological process: intracellular cholesterol transport. The record is from RefSeq and is a predicted model, not a curated record. NCBI's taxonomy places the organism in Eukaryota, Metazoa, Arthropoda, Insecta, Diptera, Culicidae. Gene Ontology annotation, molecular function: sterol binding.
GCGUGGUAAGGCCAUCAGUUGAUCUCUCCUAAACAACCAGUGAAUACACAGAGCAAACCUCUCCAAAUAACCAUCAAAAUGUUCAAGUAUCUGCUUUUGGCUACCCUCAUCCCAGCUGUUAUGCUGCAGAACGCUGACAACGUCGAUCACGAAAGCUGGCCGCAAGUUUCCAUCCGCCCAUGUGCUGGAGUCCGUCCACCACCUCGUCAAGUUCGCAUUGAAGGAUGCGUGGAACUGCCGUGCCUGCUGCCGCGUGGACAAGAUGCCAACAUGGCUAUGGAUUUCACUGCUAUUCAGGACGCCACCAACAUGCGCACCGUCGUAACUGCCACCGCUCUGGGAAUCACCGCCCCCUACGAGCUGCCAGCUGAUCGUGCUGCUGUUUGCAACUGGUUGGUGCAGACCCGUUGCCCAGUCUCGGCCGGAGAGGAUUUGACCUACCAUCUGAGCAUGCCCGUCACUGCCAUCUACCCGUUGGUUAGUGUGGUCAUCGAAAUCGACGUGAUCGAUCAGAGCGAACAAUCGCACGGAUGCUUUGUCGUCGAUACCCGUGUGGUUGCCAACUAAACCCAUUGAUGUCGGUCAUACGUUGAGUCUCGGGUGUGGAAGUGUAUUCUUCUGAAAAUUAUAUGAGUGAUUUUAUUUUAUGGAAUUAUAGGAGUUAGAAUCGACUGAGUCAAAA